Molecule: messenger RNA, 2265 nt
Organism: Tarenaya hassleriana
Lineage: Eukaryota; Viridiplantae; Streptophyta; Magnoliopsida; Brassicales; Cleomaceae
Product: nascent polypeptide-associated complex subunit alpha, muscle-specific form
Exons: 5
Coding region: 412-1983 (523 amino acids)
Biological process (GO): cortical microtubule organization
Cellular component (GO): cortical microtubule
Source: RefSeq, a predicted model, not a curated record
AAUACUUACAAGGGAGAAGGUGGGGUUGUUUGGUUUGAAAUCCGAAAUCAAACAAUAAAAAAUUUGUGAAAAAACCACAUCGAGAAGAACAUCUUCCCCACUCCCUUCUUCAAGCUUUCAAAACUUCGUAUUUUAUCAAAUACCCAGAACCCUUCUGUUCUCUCUCUCUGCGCCUAGUCUAUCCAUCUUCGCUGUUCGUCGUCUGUUCUCUCGUGGCUUCUGGGAUUCCUUGGCCACUGCUCUAGCUCCAGAAGAACCGUCUGCUUUGAUCCUUAACCAGAUCUGAUCGGUCUUUCAGUUUGCUUCAGCGAUUUUCUUUCCGUCUUUUCUUUUUUUUUUUUUGGAGAUUUUGUCGCGCUGCGGUGCAAGUUCGGUCAUCCGUCCCAGAAUCUUCGGUUUGAGGUUUCAAAAAUGGUGACACAAGAUAGAGACGAAGAACUCGCUCUGUUCCUGGAGAUGCGUCGACGCGACAAAGAACACGGAGCUUCUCUUUUAACAGGAUCUGACAGCAGUAGUAACAACGAAGCAGUCUCGUCUCUCCGGUAUCCCCUCCGGAGAACCGCCGCCGAGAACUUCUUGUACUCCGAGAACGAGAAGUCCGAUUACGAAUGGCUGCUGACGCCUCCUGGCACACCGCAGUACGAGAAAGAGUCUCACAGAAGUGCGAUGAACCAGUUUGACGGCCCCAAUGCUCGGCCCACCGUUCUGAAAUCCCGGCUGGGGAACUGCCGGGAAGAGCCCGUCUCAAGGGCCAGCGGUGUAUCAUCGAAACAUUCAAUGCUGUCUCCGGGACCGAACUCUUCCGAGGUUGCUGGAACAAGAAGACCCUCGUCUUCUGGUGGCUUAAAAUCCGCCAGUAGGCCAUCCUCCUCUGGUGGCUUGAAGUCCACGAGUAGACCCUCCACACCAACCAGGAGAUCAACCACCACAACAGCAACUGUCACAUCCAAAACCACCAAGGCCUCAAGCUCAAGAUCUUCAACCCCGACAUCACGAGCUGCCUUAACUGCUUCAAGACCCGCUGGUCCAUCCAGAUCAGCCACCCCGACUAGAUCUAUUAUGCCCCGUUCAUCCUCCACUCAAUCCUUACCAGCUGCAAAACCAGUUUCAAGGUCAGCCACUCCGACCCGCAGACCGUCAACCCCGUCAGGCCCUUCAUCAGCUGCCGCUACUAAAGUCACUAAUUCAGCAAACAGACCGGCUCAGUCACGAGGGGCUUCACCGACGGUGAGGUCAAGGCCGUGGAAGCCACCAGAGAUGCCUGGCUUUUCUUUAGAAGCGCCUCCGAAUCUAAGGACUACAUUACCAGAGAGGCCACUUUCUGCUUCGAGAGGCAGACCAGCAGCCUCGGCACCUAGCUCAAGGUCCAAUUCUAUCGAGCGAAGUGGUGGUGGCAAUGGCCGGGUAAGGAGACAGUCUUGCUCGCCAUCCAGAGGCCGGGCUCCUAUUGGGAACCCGAAUGGGAGUAUUGCAGUUGUUCCGACAGUGAGGGGGAGAGCAAAAGGGAGUAGUAGUAGCAGUGGUGACAGUGUGAGUCCGGUGGCUAUGGGGUCGAAAAUGGUAGAGAGAGUGGUGAAUAUGAGGAAACUGGCUCCGCCAAGGCAGUCAGAUAGAAGCAAUGGUAAACCCAUAUCCUCUCUUGACAGCCUCGGGUACGGGAGAAACCUCUCGAAAAGCUCCCUCGACAUGGCCUUGAGACACAUGGAUAUUAGACGAAGCUUCAAUGGAAAUCUCCGGCCUUUGGUGACGAAAGUGCCAGCUUCGUCUAUGUAUAGUGUGAGGACAUCAACGUCAGGUAGAAGCCGGACAACGAGUGUGUCGGACUCGCCCCUCGCCACCACGAGUAGCCCUACGAGCUCGGAACCAAGCGUGAACAACAUCAACAUCUUGUGCUUAGAUGGGAGCGAAGCUGAAAACGACGAUCUCUUGAGUGAGAGAGGAAACUCUUCUCCACUGAGUCAACUCGGAAAGAUAUCGUCUUGACCCGUCAUCGUUGGCAGUUCGAUCGAACAAUGUUCUUUCUUUUCCUUUGUUUUUUUUUUAAUGCCGGGAAAGCAUCUGGUUCUAGGAGUGGGAUAUGUAUAAAAACAUGUCUGAUUCCAUCCAGCAAACUCUUUUAUGUUUUCCGGCAGUGAAACAGUUGUUGUUGUCGUCGUCUGAGUAGUAGUUUGGUUCACAAAACUCUGUUCAAAAUUAUCGAACGCCUGCUGUUUGAUGAUUGUUGUCCCGAAAUUAUCGUGGAGGCAAUGUCACUUCAUUUCUUUC